UUAUACUGCCCUAUAAUAUAAAUUGCUUAAAAUGAACAUGAAACUACAUAUGCUGCCAGAUAUCCGAAUCUUUGGAUACGUUUUUCUUUUUACACUUAUUGAAUCCGACUCUGCACAAUAUGGUCGAUGCGCUGGACCUUUGAUAUGCUGCAGAGGAUUUAUAUACAACGGAGAACAACAGAAGUGUGUAUCUUGUGUAUAUCCAAUGUUUGGGAGAAUAUGUGAAGAAACCUGCAAUUGUACAAAGGAGUAUUGUAAUCCACUCUGGGGAUGUAUUCUUAAUGACAAGAAAGUUAAGACAGGGAAACGAAUUGGGUCACAUUGCCGCGAUAAGGAUUUUCCAUUAAACAUCAAAGGAAAAAGAAGACAGGGCCUCAACUAACAACAUGGAUCUCUCUAUGAUGACAUCACAUGAAACAACCAAAACACAUGGAGCAAUCACAAGAACAACAGAAUUGUACAAAAGUAAUUGGAAAAGUCUUAAAAGAGAUUUGAAAGAUAGAUAUAUUGUUAAACAUGGUGUUGGUAGUUUCCUAGUUAUUGAAUGCUUAGCAUCUACGUCUACAUCACAUAUAUCUCUUAGCCUCUGAUUAAUAAAGACGAUAAAUUUCAAAUACAUUCAAAUAGUAGUAGCCC
This is a messenger RNA of Saccostrea cuccullata (small rock oyster), 636 nucleotides long. RefSeq lists its product as uncharacterized. Lineage: Eukaryota; Metazoa; Mollusca; Bivalvia; Ostreida; Ostreidae. The record is from RefSeq and is a predicted model, not a curated record. The transcript has 5 exons. Bases 32 to 382 code for a protein of 116 amino acids.